AUGGGGGUCUUCAAGUAUUAUUGCUUCUUGUUUACUUGUGCUAUUUUUCGUGUUGAUUCUCGCGACUUACCACCUUUUUUGAAAGCAUGUUCAAUAAGUGAUCCGAAACUAAAUGUUUGUGCAUUAAAAAACGCAAACGAGGCUUUACCCAGUCUUUUUAAAGCCAACAAAAAAUUAGGAAUUCCUGCCUUCGACCCAUAUUUACUACCCUUACUGGAAAUCCAAACUUCAAAUUUUCUUAUUAAGCUAGACAAUGUGAAAUUUUAUGGGUUGAACGACGCCAGAGUAAAAGCAAUUAAUGUUAAUUUAAAAGACAGCAUUUGGAGUGCUGAUGUGGAAAUGGAUAGAGUCAACUUGGUGGGUCACUACAUCGCUAGUGGAAACAUAGCCAGUUUUCCGAUUAGAGGGGAUGGUAUAUCCAAUACAACAUUCGUGGGUGGUUUAUACAAAUAUACCGUCCAUAUGCCAAAACGCAUGAAAGAUGGCGUAGAAUAUUUCAGUAUAAACUCUACUAGUUUGACAUUUAAAUUAAAAAGGGCCCACUUUUACCACGGCAAUUUAUUCAACGGAAACCAACAACUCGGUGAUGCCCUCAAUAAUUUUUUCAACGAAAACUGGGAACUUAUUUUGGAGGAAAUGGGGGAUGCUAUUAAAAAAACAAUUCAAGCCAUCGGUACCAGUGUAGUCAGUAAAAUUGUUGAUAAUGUGCCCGCCAAUAAAAUAUUUUUACCUUAG
Brassicogethes aeneus is the source of this 735-nucleotide messenger RNA. Lineage: Eukaryota; Metazoa; Arthropoda; Insecta; Coleoptera; Nitidulidae. The record is from the annotation of a GenBank genome assembly.